AUGUCUCAAGAGCAAAUGGUCUCUUCAGAGAUGGUCCAAGAUCUUCCGCCCUCGUCAGGCUCCACGGGGCCUCGGAUGUUCGAGGGCAACUUUCGUCCUUCCUGUCUCUGCAAAAUGUGGAUCCAGCACCCCACGUAUUGCGCCCAUGGUGACAGCUGCAGCUUUGCCCACGGUUUGGCAGAAAUGUCAACUGAUUUGCAGAUGGGUCUGGAAACGCUCGCGUCGACAGGCUUGUUUGGGGCGAAAGCGGCCAUGGUUGGUGAAGCUUUCAAGGGGAAGGGCAAAGCAGCCACGGGAAAAGGUAAGCCUGGCCAAGCCGUUACCAUCUACGCAGCUGUGCAAACAAAUGGCAAGGGCAUGGGUGUGGGCAUGGGUCCAACGAACGGUGCGAAUGGCAAGGGCAUGAAUGGCAAGGGCAUGAACGGCAAGGGCAUGGAUGGCAAGGGCAUGGAUGGCAAGGGAAUGGCCGCAGUAAAUGCUGCUGCAGCCCCUGCGGGGUCUCGCUUUGGGGAUUCUUUCAUGCCGACCAGGAUAUGCAGUUUCUGGUUGAAGGACCCGGGUGCGUGUCUAAAGGGAGAUGCUUGCAGCUUUGCUCACGGCGUUGCGGAGCUGCAUCCAAAUUCUGUGCAAGAGUGUGGCGUCAGUCGAUUUUUGCACACCGGUUUCACGCCCCGCGUGAUGUGCAAAAAUAUCCAUAGUGAGCACGGCUGCUACAAAGGUUUGUGGUGCACAUACGCACAUAGUGCGGAAGAGAUGGCGUGA
This is a messenger RNA of Symbiodinium pilosum, 762 nucleotides long. Lineage: Eukaryota; Dinophyceae; Suessiales; Symbiodiniaceae. The record is from the annotation of a GenBank genome assembly.